Phasianus colchicus (ring-necked pheasant) is the source of this 903-nucleotide messenger RNA. It is a transcript of the gene MRPL9, whose product is annotated as mitochondrial ribosomal protein L9. The record is from RefSeq and is a predicted model, not a curated record. Gene Ontology annotation, molecular function: structural constituent of ribosome. Gene Ontology annotation, biological process: translation. Gene Ontology annotation, cellular component: ribosome. Lineage: Eukaryota; Metazoa; Chordata; Aves; Galliformes; Phasianidae.
GGCAGCCCUGUGCGGGGUCCUCAGGGGUCCUCGGGCCGGGCCGGGCGCCGCCAUGUUGGGCCCGCUGUGGGCGCGGGGCUGCGGGCUGCUGCUCGAGGCGGCGGGGCGGGCCUUGAGCCUGAGCCAUGCGCGGGACACGGUGGUGGUGGAGCGGUGGUGGAAGGUACCGCUCAGCAAAGAGGGGCGGCCGCCCCGCGCCCGGCACCGGCGGUACCGCGUGUACCGGCUGGUGGAGGACGGCAAACAUCUGCCGCGCGGGGAGCUGGAGCUCAUCCUGACACGGGCGGUGGAAGGUCUGGGGAGGCGUGGGGACAUCGUUUCUGUGAAGAAAUCCCUGGGUCGCAACCGGCUGCUGCCUCAGGGCUUGGCUGUGUACGCAUCGCCCGAGAACCGCCGGCUCUUUGAAGAGGAGAAGCAGAACCAGGAAGGGCAGAUGGAGGCCAUCCAAACGCAGAGCGGGGAGAGGACCCUGCAGUUCCUUCGGAGCUGCCGCCUGGAGGUGGGCAUGAAGAACAACGUGAGCUGGGAGCUGAACGCUGACAUCGUGGCACGGAACUUCCUCAAGAAUCUGCGGGUUUCGGUGCCGCCCCAUGCGCUGAAGCUGCCAGAUGAGCCCAUCACCCGCUGGGGCGAGUACUGGUGUGAUGUGACGGUGAAUGGGAUGGAUACGGUGCGGGUCCCCAUGGACGUGGUGGAGUUCAUGCGGCCGCGGACGAAGCGGCGCCGGCACUGGCAGGCACAGCAGGCAGCACUGCUGGCAGCGCGGCGCGAAGAGCUGCUCUGACCCCACAGCCCCCUCCUUUUAGGGUCAGGGGGAUUUGGGAUCCCCCCCCUCCCCCCCACUGGAGCUGUUCCCCAUCGAUCCGCAUCCUUGCUGAGUGAAUAAAAAGGGUUGGAGUGUGA